Emericellopsis cladophorae is the source of this 1596-nucleotide messenger RNA. Its product is annotated as CDP-diacylglycerol--glycerol-3-phosphate 3-phosphatidyltransferase-like protein. The transcript has 3 exons. Lineage: Eukaryota; Fungi; Ascomycota; Sordariomycetes; Hypocreales; Bionectriaceae. The record is from RefSeq and is a predicted model, not a curated record. Gene Ontology annotation, molecular function: CDP-diacylglycerol-glycerol-3-phosphate 3-phosphatidyltransferase activity. Gene Ontology annotation, biological process: cardiolipin biosynthetic process. Gene Ontology annotation, cellular component: mitochondrion. Bases 1 to 1596 code for a protein of 531 amino acids.
AUGGUCGACCUGCACAAGGGCCAUAAGAGUCGCAAAGCGCAAUAUUUUCAAUGUUUGCGCGAAGCUGUGCUCGAUGCACAGGCAGGAUCCGAAUACAGCAGUAGUCAGGGACCUACCCCAGCGGCAGCAAAGGCUGGAGGAGCAGCCCCUGAUGUUCUGGCGCCAUUCGUGACGGAAUUGGAUCGCUUGUCGCCGUAUUUCGACAUACAAGGGGAUCAAGUAGAGAUCAUCCAGACGCCGGCCGAGUUCUAUAGCACGCUCAAGGAUCGUAUUCGCCAUGCGAAGAAGCGUAUUUUCCUGUCGACGCUAUACAUUGGAAAGAAGGAGCUCGAACUCAUCACCACUCUUCGUGAUGCGCUCCGUCGGAACCCUAACCUCAAGCUCAGCAUCUUGACCGAUGCCCUCCGAGGCACACGCGAGGCGCCCAGAGCAUCAUGCGCGUCCCUCCUCGCACCUCUUGUCGACGAGUUCGGGGAGGACAGGGUCGAAAUCAGGAUGUACCACACGCCGAACCUGACGGGGCUGCGCAAAAAGGUCGUGCCCAAGAGGAUCAACGAGGGCUGGGGCUUGCAGCACAUGAAGCUCUACGGAGUCGACGACGAGAUCAUCAUGUCAGGGGCCAACCUGUCGGACGACUACUUUACGAAUCGCCAAGAUCGAUACCACCUCUUCUCCUCCGCGGAGAUUACCGGCCACUUCUGGCGGAUUCACGAGGCCGCCAGCCACUUCAGCUUCAAGGUCACUCCCUCGAACGAACAGCCUUCGGGCUUCACGCUGGACUGGCCCGCGACCAACUCGGCGCCCUCACCAUUGGCCGACCCCAAAGCAUUUGUCGAGAGCACCACGGCGACGCUCAAGCCUCUCAUUCAACCUACCGCGGGAGCCGUCAAAGGUACAAGUCAAGUGGCCGAUACGCGAGUGUACAUGCUGGCGCAAAUGUCGCAAGUCAUGAAACCAGACGUGUCUACUGAGCUCCCCUCCAUCACACAUAUUCUCAAGACCCUAGCUGAGCCGAUGUAUCGUGACUCGUCCUGGACAUUCACGGCUGGCUAUUUCAAUCCCGCCCCGUCACUGACGAAGCUGCUCCUGAACACGGCCUCCUCUGCGCGCACCAACACCGUCAUCACCGCCGCGCCCGAAGCCAAUGGAUUUUACAAAUCUCCCGGUGUAUCGGGACUGUUACCGGACGCGUACACGCUGCUGGCUAGGCGCUUUCUCACGGCCGUGCAGAGCAAUGACCGUGAGAAUGAUAUCUCGCUCAAGGAAUGGCGCAAGGGCACCGUCGGUCAGCCCGGUGGCUGGACGUAUCACGCCAAAGGUCUAUGGGUCACGCUUCCGGGUGACGAGAACCCGGCCAUGUGUGUCGUCGGCAGCUCCAACUACACCAAGCGGAGCUACUCGCUCGAUCUGGAGGUCGGCGCUCUUGUCGUGACGCGCAGCGAGCAGCUGAAGAAGAGGUUGGGCGAGGAGCAGAAGUGGCUGCAGGGUCACACCAAGGCCGUGACGCAAGAUGAUUUCGCGCAGAAUGACAGGAGAGUCGGCAUGCAUGUCCGCAUCGCCAUGUGGAUUGUACGAGCUGUCGGAGGCCAGCUGUAA